Manduca sexta (tobacco hornworm) is the source of this 765-nucleotide messenger RNA. RefSeq lists its product as uncharacterized. Gene Ontology annotation, molecular function: DNA binding. Gene Ontology annotation, cellular component: nucleus; transcription regulator complex. Gene Ontology annotation, biological process: regulation of transcription by RNA polymerase II. The coding region runs from base 72 to 737 and encodes 221 amino acids. NCBI's taxonomy places the organism in Eukaryota, Metazoa, Arthropoda, Insecta, Lepidoptera, Sphingidae. The transcript has 2 exons. The record is from RefSeq and is a predicted model, not a curated record.
AGCGACUAUCUAGGCGACACGUCAUGUUUUGCGCCGCUCUGUUGUGAAUAUAUUCAUGUAAUUUGCGAGGAAUGGAUAAUUUGUUGAUAGAAGCUGUUCACAGGAGGGACCCUCUAUGGAACUCGUCCAAUGAGCAUCACAAAAAUUCUAAUAUUCUAAAGAAACUUUGGGAGGAGGUAGCUGAAGAAGUCCAAGGAGAUGUUAAAACUUUAAAGACAAGAUGGAGGAACUUAAGAGCUUAUUAUAUCAAAGAAUGUCAAAAAAUAGAAAAGUCCCGAGGAAAUAGCUCCAGCUCGUGGCAGUAUUUUGAUAAACUUCGAUUCAUCACGAAUAAUAUGCCAAUAUCGAAUAUACUAAAGUAUAAUUGUGAAGAGAGUUAUAUGUCCAUGAGUCAGAACUAUUGCAAUCCAGUUGAAUUUCUAGAAUCGCCGUCCCCAGUGCCGUCAUCUUUGUCAGACUCGGGCACGUCUCCAGCAAGAAAAAACAAAUCUGUGAACAAAACAAAUUUGAAUGCAAAUGAUACUAUCGCAGAUUUAAAGAGAAGGAAAAUAGAAAUAUUGGAGAAAGAGGCCAUCCGAAGAUCUAAUGAUGAUUUGCUGUUCUUCGAAAGUCUCCUACCAUACUUAAGUGAAAUUCCUCGGAUACGUAAAUUGCAACUUCGUUCAAAGAUUCAUGAAUUAAUUGUAAAUGAAUUAGUAGAACUCGAAGGGAGAGACACUUGCCAAACAGACACUUGAAUGCAUAAUUAAAUAUAUAAGAAAUUUA